This is a messenger RNA of Cyprinodon tularosa, 1173 nucleotides long. It is a transcript of the gene psmb1, whose product is annotated as proteasome 20S subunit beta 1. NCBI's taxonomy places the organism in Eukaryota, Metazoa, Chordata, Actinopteri, Cyprinodontiformes, Cyprinodontidae. The record is from RefSeq and is a predicted model, not a curated record. The coding region runs from base 90 to 803 and encodes 237 amino acids. Gene Ontology annotation, cellular component: proteasome core complex. The transcript is spliced from 6 exons.
GUAGAGGAAGAGGAUUCCAUACUGGCUGCAGUGAUACAGCGAGUUUAGCCGGGGAAAGACAAGCCGUUGUUCUGUUCUUUACUUCUAAGAUGCUUUCAGCUCAAAAUUUUGGAGGUCCUGGGAAGAUGAAGGAGUACCAUUAUACCGGCGCAGUAGAGAACCGAUUUUCACCUUACGCUUUCAAUGGAGGAACUGUACUAGCUGUUGCUGGAGAAGAUAUUGCCAUCGUAGCGUCAGACACCAGGCUUAGUGAAGGCUACUCCAUCCACAGCCGCGACUCUCCCAAAUGCUACAAGCUGACAGACACAACUGUCAUUGGUUGCAGUGGUUUCCAUGGUGACUGCCUGACUUUGACAAAAAUCAUUGAUGCCAGGCUAAAGAUGUACAAACAUUCAAACAACAAAACCAUGACCAGUGGAGCCAUCGCAGCCAUGUUGUCCACCAUCUUGUACAGCAGGAGGUUCUUCCCAUACUAUGUCUACAACAUCAUAGGAGGACUGGAUGAAGAAGGGAAAGGAGCCGUGUACAGCUUUGACCCUGUGGGCUCCUACCAGAGAGAUACCUACAAGGCUGGAGGAUCUGCCAGUGCCAUGCUGCAGCCAUUACUAGACAAUCAGAUUGGUUUCAAGAACAUGGAGGGUGUCCAGCAUGUUCCUCUGACUCAGGACAAGGCUGUUCAGCUGGUCAAAGAUGUCUUCAUCUCAGCUGCUGAAAGAGACGUCUACACUGGAGACGCCCUUCGCAUCUGCAUCAUCAAUAAGGAGGGCAUCAAUGAGCAGACAAUACCACUGAGGAAGGACUGAGGAGGAGAAAAUUGUUUCCAUCUGCCUUCAGCUUCUUCUUCCUCUGUUCAACAUUCUGUUGAUAUGACCUCUUAACACAAGUGUCUAAACCAGAGCACUGAUGAUCCAGAGGUUGAUAAAAGUUGCCAUUUAGGUUUGAUUUAGAGGAAAAAAUUUACAUUUUUCCUGCUUUCCAUUCUUAAUUUCUUUGGUCACAAUAUCCCACUUUGAUUUUCUGUCAGCUUUCUGUCGGAUCAGCAUUCCUAUUUUCAGAAGCCGGCUAACUCCCCACCAUGCCUAGACUUCCUCUGGAUGUUGUAAAAUGUUUUGGAGGGAGACAUGCUCAGCUGUUCCUUUUUACAUUCUUAAUAAAUAUAAACAAUUCAAGAAC